Messenger RNA from Yamadazyma tenuis ATCC 10573, 2000 nucleotides. RefSeq lists its product as uncharacterized. Gene Ontology annotation, biological process: protein dephosphorylation; phosphate ion transport; cellular response to phosphate starvation. The record is from RefSeq and is a predicted model, not a curated record. Gene Ontology annotation, molecular function: inositol hexakisphosphate binding; protein tyrosine/serine/threonine phosphatase activity. Lineage: Eukaryota; Fungi; Ascomycota; Pichiomycetes; Serinales; Debaryomycetaceae. Gene Ontology annotation, cellular component: plasma membrane; cytoplasm; Golgi apparatus.
ACUAAUAUGAACAAUGAGGACAGUGAACAUGUCGAAAUACUGAACUUUUCAAGCCCCAAGGCGUCUCUGUCCACAAACGUCCAGGUGUCAUUCCGCAAGCUCCAGGAUUUGUCGACCGCUCAAUUCACCCAAACAAACACAGUUUUCAAAAAGCUCUGGCAGUACCUAAGGAUUGUGUUGCUAAAAAAGGCAAAUCCCUUUGAAGAAUACGUUUUGGAAGCAGAGCCCAACGACUCAGCGUUGGUGGCCAAGUAUAGCGGGGUCACAAGAGUGGACUUGUCGCGGCAACAGGGCUUAUCUGUUGAUGAAGUAUACUUAAAAACGUUGCACAUUGACCACCCGUUGACGAAUUUCAUGAAGAAUGAAAACAACCAAUCAGUCGAUAUACUGCAGGAGUUGAAAGAGUCGCCCAUAUUGGUGUUUGUCCAUGGAAUGGGCGGCCAGAUGUCACAGUUUGAGCCAUUGAUGGCGUUGUUGUCGCAGUGUCUGGAGAUUGUGUCACUUGACUUGCCAGGGUUUGGUGAUUCCAGGGCAGACUUCAGCACCGCAAGCGCCAGGUUGACGAAAAUAUCUCCAGAAGAUCAAGAAAGAAUUUCGACGUCUGUGGCAUCCAUGGCAGAUGGAGAUUUCACCAGUAACAACAUCAGUGUUAUUAUAACUGAGUUUAUCAAUCAAACCAUACCUCCUAAUAAAAAAGUGGUUUUAAUAGCUCACUCCAUGGGUUGCCACUUAUCAGUACGAGUUGCAAAGAAAUUGCCUUCGAGCAAGGUUGAAGGGUUGAUUUUGUUAACGAGUCCCGGGUUUCAGGAUGAUAUUUACACCAAUGAACAAGUGAAGAAUAGUCACAAAACAUCGAUAUUUGCCAACUGGAUGACUAAGUUCCCGUCCGUUGUUAAUCUCAUGAGAGUCUGGGACAGGCUUGAAGGGCUUGAAAGCUCAAGUGUUUUCAGACAGAUUGGAGAUACUUCACUCUAUCCUCCACAUACCUCGUUGUACAUUAAAUUACGUCAGUUUAGGUGGAACUUAGACGUCGAUACCAAGGUGAUAUUAAAGUACAUAAAGGGGUUUGAAAGGUGUAAAUAUAGUGACUUGGUAGCAGCUAUUAAGAGGUUUAAUAACAAUCCGUUUGACACCCGGGUGUAUGAGAAAACGGUAUUGGUGGCCGGAACUGAUGACAAAGUGACACCACCUCAGAAAAUCACUGAGAUAGACAACAUGUUGUCGCACGUGUUUCAGAGAAAGGUUAGUACUUUGAUAGAAAUCAAGAAUGCUGGCCAUGGCUUGUUAUUGUCGAAACCAGAGUUUAUUAGUGGUAAAAUCUUGGAUCAUAUUGAGAACAAGUUUCCCGAACGAUUGCAUCUCUCACCCGCUUGGGUGUUAAGAGUCAAAGCAGAUAUCAGUGGUGACAAAUGGGGAUUGAAGAACGAGUUGAAAUGGCUGAGACUUGACCCAAUCUCUCUUAAUAUUUCUAGAAACCAUGGUAAAGACAUUUCUCCAUUGUUGGGUAUGAAAACCCUCAGAGAGGGGGAUGCAAACCACUCGCCUAUCAUCUUAGAAAACGCUUUUUAUGGUGAUAGGUCCAUGAUUCCAUCCCAAUAUAAGCUUCCUACUGGCCAUCUUAUUGCAAUUGUCGAUAUCUCUGCCGAUAUUCCACCAUAUGAUCCUGAGACGUUUAAAAUCAUCACCUAUUACAAAUGUGCAACCGUUUCCAAGGUGGUUCCCGACCCUGGCUCCAUCAGAAAGUUCAUUCAACUUAUCGAUAAGAUCUUGGAGCUGAAGACAAUAGAGGAUCCUUUGAUAGCGGUGCAUUGUCAUUAUGGAUUUAAUAGAACCGGUUUUCUAAUCUGUUGCUUCCUAAUUGAACGGUUGGGGUGGUCUGUUGAAGAAGCCAUUGGUGGAUUUAGAGAUGCUAAACCUCCAGGAAUCAAACACCGCCAUUUUAUCGAUGCCCUUUAUGUUAGAUACGAGAGUUAGUUUAUUAAUAUAUAAUUUUGCAGUAA